AUGUCAAUUGACAAGAUUCAUUUCGAAAGGCAUUCGAGAAAGGACGCCCAAAGGACAGUCAAUCUGGACUUUGAGGCGCGUGUACCCAUCCCCUUCAGUGUCUUCCCGUCGUCGUACCGGAGUGACGCUGUCUCUGAGACUACUCAGACGAGAGUAGAAGGAGAGGUUGAAAUCAAUCGCACUUCGCGCGUCGGACGGGAAGAUACUGCUGGUGCUCCUCUUCCCGACCCUCGUGUCUACGGAAAGGAAGAAGUUGACGUACGCAUCCGUACCGACGACCGCCGUCCUCGUACUCGCUUUGAAGAAACCCGUGUUUACGAAGAGCGCGAUCGAUUCUACGACAAGCAGUCUACCUAUCCUCAGGCGGCUACUUACCCUCAGACUACCUACGAUCAGGCUAACUACCCCCAGGUAGAACUUUCUCGCGAACGCUUCCGCGAACCGAUUGGUCGUUACGAAGAGUACCCUACCUCUAACAACACUACUACUGUUCAAGAACGGGCCUUCGAGACCCAGCUUGACGUUACCGAACGCGAGAUCCGCCGUCGUAUCCAACCCACUUACGAGGUCGACGUUACUUACGACCGUCGAUACCAACCCGACACUGCAGCUUACCGUGCUGACGCCUACGACGUCACCCCUGAAAGCCGCAGCAACCCUUACAACCGUUCUGCUCAAGUUUCCGUAACCAAGGAGACUAUCCGUCAAGAAUCCCCUAAAUCCAAAAUGGGUUACUACGACGACGAAGGUCACUACCACUCCUUCCGCCGCGGCGUUGAGCGUGCUGCCGACCGCCUCCUUCACCCUUUCCACCAUGAGCGGGAAGAGGUGAUUGUCGAGGGAGCUCCUCGUGCUCCUCGUGAGGAGGUCCGUAUCAUUGAACCUCGUGGCGGUGUCUCCAGCAAGGACAGCGUGCCUAUCCCCGUUCACUUCAUCCGUGUCGGUGAUCUCCUCAUUCUCCAGGGACGUCCUUGUCAGGUCAUCCGUGUCUCUGUUUCCCCUCAGACCGGCCAGCAUCGUUACCUCGGCGUUGACCUCUUCACCCGUCAACUUCAUGAAGAGUCCAGCUUUAUCUCCCACCCUUCCCCCUCUGUCGUAGUCCAGACCAUGCUUGGUCCUGUCUACAAGACUUACCGUGUCCUCGAUGUCCAUGACGAUGGUAGCAUCACCGCCAUGACCGAAACUGGUGAUGUCAAGCAGAGCCUUCCUGUCGUUAGCCAGGGCGGUCUCCUCCAACGUAUCCGUCAAGCUUACAGCGACGGCCGUGGAAGCGUCCGUGCUCUUGUCAUCAACGACGGUGGCCAUGAAUUGGUUGUCGACUACAAGGUUAUCCACGGUUCUCGCCUGUAAGAAUAUUCAUGCCAAUUUCCAAAAAGGGUUAGUCUCGGUUACUCCCGUGUUUUGUUCGUGGAUGAGUCUACUCCACUGACAUGCAGGGACAAGCCUAACUAACCUCUUUUCUUUUGUUUAUUUUUUGGUCAUUCAACAUACAAGAACAAUGAAUACGAAGGUGGUUACUUUGGGAUACGACGGAACGUGUAUGAUGGAGAGGGAUGGAGACUCGACUCGAUCGGUUUCUUGAUCAGAUCCGGUUUAUUUUUCUUUUUUCUUGUUUACAUUUCCUUUGUAUAGUGAUGUCUUUUUGUUUUGUCUCUUUCUAUAUAUGACUAUUAGGUAAAAUAAGUUAUCAAGAUAAUGAUCAUUAUACUAUAC
Talaromyces stipitatus ATCC 10500 is the source of this 1713-nucleotide messenger RNA. Its product is annotated as Woronin body protein HexA, putative. NCBI's taxonomy places the organism in Eukaryota, Fungi, Ascomycota, Eurotiomycetes, Eurotiales, Trichocomaceae. The transcript is spliced from 3 exons. Gene Ontology annotation, molecular function: RNA binding; translation elongation factor activity; ribosome binding. The record is from RefSeq and is a predicted model, not a curated record. Gene Ontology annotation, biological process: positive regulation of translational elongation; positive regulation of translational termination. The coding region runs from base 1 to 1350 and encodes 449 amino acids.